GUGAAUACACUAGUCGUGCCUUCAAAUAAUUUUUGCUUCAAAAAGUCAUUCAUCGUAGACUCUCUUAUACACACCAUCCUGAGCAGAAUGGUUUAGCAGAACGUAAAUAUCGCCAUCCUGUUGAAACAACAUUCACUCUUCUUGCCCAAACAUUAGCAGCAGCACCACUUCAACCAAACCCAAAUCCUCUUUCACCCGAUCUCUCCAAUACGGCCAUCUCGUCAUCUUCACAACCCUUGCCGCCGCCGGCUCUCUCACCAAAUGACGCUCCCCAAAUGCCCCCCCUCCAGCUCGCCAACUCCCAACCCCAUUCUUCCUCCUCUCAACUGGUUUGGUUCGGUGGAGCGGUACAAUGCUCGCCUAGUUGCCAAAUUCUCUAUCAAGAGUCGAGUCUCUCACCGCUAUACUUUUAUUCAUUCUUGAUCUUUUUUGUUACUGGCACGAAUGACAUGAACAUCCAUUGAUCAAAAACUGCUAUAUUUGAAGUCGAUCCGAUCCGAACUUCAAAUUCCCACGAACCCCAGGUUAGUAUUUUUGCAGCUCUGCUCAUGAUUUAUUCUAAAAGAGGCAUCACUCCCUAAUUGAUCAUGGAUUUAUAUGCCGAAUUUCUUAUGAAGUAGGGAAGAGAAACCAGAAAACACAAAUGCAUGUUUUCCAUGAUAGUUUAUUCCAAGCCUUGAAAUAGCAAGUGUUGAAAGCUUCUUGGGUUACUCAUAUCUGUAGUACUUGAACGCUUACUCUUCUAUAAGUAGAAUAAGUAGGUUUCAUUGGAAAUGAGCAUACAAAGAAUCUCUACAUCUUCCCCCCUUCAACUCCUCAGUGGAAAUAUGAUGUUUUUCUGAGGUUUGGAGGUGAUGACACUCACUAGGCUUUUACAGACCACUUAUACACUGCAUUGGAACAUCAAGGAAUCAUAACUUUCAAGGACGAUCCUGAACUUCAAAAAGGGGAAGCUAUUUCUCCAGCACUUUUUGCUGCAAUUGAAGAAUUGAGAUUUGCUCUCAUUGUUCUCUCAUAAAAUUAUGCAUCGUCAACAUGGUGCUUGGAUGAACUUGUGACGAUUCUUGAAUGCAUGAAAGCAAGAAAAACUGUGCUGCCAAUUUUCUAUGAUGUUGAUCCCUCUUAUGUACGAAAGCAAACAGGGAGCUUUAGAGAAGCCUUUGCUAAUCAUGAAGAAAGGUUUAGGGAUGACAAAGAGAAAGUGCGAAGGUGGAGAUAUGCUUUAACUGAAGUGGCAAGUUUCUCAGGGUGGAAUUCAAAGCAAUGUAGGGAAGGCAAACCAGGAAACACAAUUGCAUGUUUUCCAUCAUAGUAACUUCCAAGCCUUGAAAUUGUGCUGAAAGCUUCUCGGGUUAUUCAUAUCGAUAGUCCUUGGACACGUACUCUUCUACAAGUAGAAAAGUAGGUUUCAUCGGAAAUGAGCAUACAAAGAACCUCUACAUCUUUGCCCCCUUUAACUCGUCAGUGGAAAUAUGAUGUUUUUCUGAGCUUUAAAGGCAGUGACACUCGCAAGGCUUUUACAGACCACUUAUACACUGCAUUGAAACAUCAAGGAGUCAUAACUUUUAGGGAUGAUCCUGAACUUCAAAAAGGGAAAGCUAUUUCUCCAGAACUUUUUGCAGCAAUUGAAGAAUCGAGAUUUGCUCUCAUUGUUCUCUCACAAAAUUAUGCAUCGUCAACAUGGUGCUUGGAAGAACUUGUGAGAAUUCUUGAAUGCAUGAAAGCAAGAAAAACUGUGCUGCCAAUUUUCUAUGAUGUUGAUCCCUCUGUUGUACGAAAGCAAACAGGGAGUUUUAGAGAAGUCUUUGAUAAUCAUGAAGAAAGGUUUAGGGAUGACAAAGAGAAAGUGAGAAGGUGGAGAUAUGCUUUAACCGAAGUGGCAAGUUUCUCAGGGUGGAAUUCAAAGGAAUGGUACGAAUCAAAGCUGAUAAGAGAUAUUAUUGAAGUUAUAUGGACAAAAUUGCAACCUACAUCAUUCAGUUAUGCAGAAAAUCUAGUUGGAAUUUACUCAAGAUUGCAGCCAGUCAAUUUGCUUUUAGAUGUAGGGGUGGAUGACGUCCGCUUCAUUGGUAUAUGGGGAAUGGGCGGGAUUGGUAAGACUACUAUGGUAAGAGCAGUGUAUGAGAGAAUCUCUCGUGAAUUUGAAUUUAGUUUCCUUCUUACUGAUGUUAGAAACUUUGUUGAAAAAAGUGGUCUACUUAAUUUACAAAAGCAACUUCUGUCUGGGAUUUGGACAAAGAAGUCCAACAUAUCAGACCUUCAUGAAGGAGCCAUGAUUAUAAGGAGGUUGUUUGGUGACAAAAAAGUUCUUCUCAUUCUUGAUGAUGUGAACCAUUCAAGUCAUUUAGAAUAUUUGGCAGGAAACCCAGAGUGGUUUGGUUCAGGGAGUAGAGUUCUUAUCACAACUAGAAAUGAGCAUUUGUUGAUUGGACAUGGAGUGGAGAGAAGAUUGAAGGUCGAAGAAUUAAAUGAUGCUGAUUCUCUUCAGGUUUUUAGCCGGAAAGCAUUCAAAAGAGUUUACCCUGAAGGAGAUUUUCUUGGUUUGUCAGAAUAUGUUAUAAGUUAUGCAAAAGGUGUUCCUUUAGCUCUUGAAGUACUGGGUUCUUUUUUGCAUGGAAGAGAUCUAAGUGAAUGGAGAAGUGCACUGAGAAAACUGGGAAGAGUUUGUAACUUGGAAAUUUUUGAUAUACUUAAAAUAAGUUACAAUGAUCUGGAUUCUGAAGAGAAGAAAAUAUUCUUAGACAUUGCAUGUUUCUUUAAUGGACAGGACAGAGAUCGAGUAACAGAAGUACUAAACAGUUGCGAUUUUUCUGCAAUUAUUGGAAUAAAAGUUCUCAUGGAACGAUCCCUCCUAACUCUUUCAGAUGGAAGACUAUGGAUGCAUGAUUUGCUCAGAGAAAUGGGUCACGAAAUUGUCCGCCUGGAAUCUCCUACUGAGCACGGCAGGUGCAGUAGGUUGUGGCUUCUUGAAGAUGUCAAACAUGUCUUGACCAAAAAUACUGGAACUGAAGCAAUAGAAGGCAUAUUUGUGGACUCAGCUGAAUCAGGAAUCGAGGUGGACGUGGCUCCGAAAUCAUUUUCAAUGAUGAACAAAUUGAGAUACCUGAAGAUUAAGAAUGGGAACCUGCCUAAGGGGCUUGAAUAUCUUCCCAAUAGUUUACGGAUUCUUGAUUGGAUGAGGUAUCCGUCAAAAUCUCUGCCAUCACAUUUCAACCCUCAGAAGCUGCUCGAACUUAGCUUGUGUCAUAGUUGUAUUAAACAUGUUCAGAUAGGAACUGAGCCUUUAUACAAUUUGAAAACCAUUAAUCUGAGUCACUCUCUGAAUCUUGUCAACACCCCAAACUUUGAAGGUAUGCCAUAUCUCAAGUUUCUGUUUCUUGAAGGUUGUAUAAGAUUGUAUGAGGUUGACCCAACAAUUGAAGUGCUUGAAAGACUUACUGUGCUGAACUUGAAAGAUUGCAAGAAUCUUGUGCUUUUUGCAAGCAGUGUAGGUGGCUUAAAAUCUCUCAAAGUUCUUAAUCUUUCUGGUUGCUCAAAGCUUAAAAAACUACCGAAUGACAUGGGUCUUUUAGAAAGUUUGGAGGAGCUUCAUGUGAACGGCACCGCCAUAAGAGAACUACCUUCCUCUAUUGGAAUGCUCGAAAGACUUCCUCUGCUAAAAAUGAAAGAUUGCAGAGAUCUCGUGUCUCUUCCAAUUAGUGUCAGUGGCUUAAAAUCUCUCAAAGUUGUUAAUAUUUCUGGUUGCUCAAAGCUUGACACAUUGCCAGAGGAGUUGGGCCAUAUAGAGUGUUUGGUAGAGGUUGAUGUGAGUGGAACUUCUAUACAAGAACUACCUUGCUCUAUUGGGAUGCUUGAAGGACUUGUUUCUAUGUCCUUGAGAGAUUGCAAACAUCUUGUGUGUCUUCCAAGCAGUGUGGGUGGCUUAAAAUCUCUCAAAGAUCUCAAUCUUUCUGGUUGCUCAAAGCUUGACAAAUUGCCGGAUGAGUUGGGUCAUGUUGCAUGUUUGGAGAAGCUUGAUGUGAGUGGAAGUGGCAUAAGAGAACUCCCCUCCUCUAUUGGUCUUUUGAAGAACCUUAAACAUUUAUCUCUUGCUAGAUGUAAGGCGCAGGCCCCUAAAUCAUGGAAUAUGAUGUUCAACCCCUUUCAGUUAUUGCGAAAAAGAAGUCACAUUCCGGCAGGAUUGUCGUUGCCUUGUUUAUCUGGUUUGCAUUCAUUAACCGAACUGGAUCUAAGUGACUGCAAUCUUUCUGAAGAAGCAAUGCCCAGUGAUUUUGGAUGCUUGUCUUCAUUAAGAGAAUUAAAUCUCAGCAGAAAUCAAUUCAUUAGACUACCCGAGAGCAUCGGCCAACUCUCUAGACUUGAAGUACUUGAGUUGAAUUUGUGCGGCAAACUUCAGACAUUACCAGAGUUUCUCCAAGAGAACAAUGUAUGGGUAGAGGCUAGCAACUGCAUUUCAUUAGAUACAUUGGCCAAUCAAAGAGAACAUUGCAAUUCGGUACUAGAAGGAUAUUUUGUUAACUGUUUCAAAAUGGUGGAGAAUGAAAGCUGUCAGAGGAUAGCAAUUUCAUUGCUAACACGCUUCCUGAAGUUUCAACAUUCUAUACAUGAUAGAUUUGACUUUAUUGCUCCUGGAAAUGAAAUACCAGAGUGGUACAAUAACCAAAGUGAGGGGUCUUUGAUAACUGUAGAGCUGCAUCCAGGUUGGUUUAGUAACACGUUUAUGGGAUUUGCCUUCUGUGUCGUUUUUAGACUCCUCAAACCACUCCCGCCUGGGGUUGAGAUUGACAUUAGUUUGGAACCAAGGGCCAAUGGACAAUACUUUGGUUCAUCCCCUGUUCUGUUGUUUAAUAAAAAGUGGGGUCAACCUGUGUCAGAUCACAUUUGGUUCUUCUAUGUGGGGUCAACCUGGGGUAGAGUCACUGAAGAAUGGCAGGACAUCUACUAUCAGCUUGUAUUCUCAUUUGAAUCUUAUGGAAUCGAUGAGGAAAUUUUGCAAGUGAAGAAGUGUGGGGUCCGUAUGGUAUAUGAGGAAGAUGCAAAGGAGCUUUGGGAAACAUUGUUGAAGCAGAGCAAUGUUAGCAUUAAUACCAAGCGAGGCCUUCAACACUAUGAUGGUGAUGAUGCAUCAUCUGGUAGUACAAGUCAGGCUCAUCCAAAAAGAAUGAAACAACUCCACCUUGAUGGGGCAGAACCCAGUAGAACCCCUUAUAUUCAUGACCAGAAACAUGGUUAAUGGUUUUUUUUUUGUUAUGUUUUUUUUUUUUUGUUAUAAAGAACGGAAACCUGAUUGUAAAUUCAUGGUUUAUGCCUGCUGGUGGCUCGAUGAAGCAGCAAUAUUUAGUUA
Molecule: messenger RNA, 5344 nt
Organism: Rosa chinensis
Lineage: Eukaryota; Viridiplantae; Streptophyta; Magnoliopsida; Rosales; Rosaceae
Product: TMV resistance protein N-like
Exons: 7
Coding region: 1418-5233 (1271 amino acids)
Biological process (GO): defense response; signal transduction
Molecular function (GO): ADP binding; protein binding
Source: RefSeq, a predicted model, not a curated record